CCCCUGCUGCCUCCCUGCAGCAGCUCUCCCUCCUGGCAAAGCCUUCAGCCCAGCCUGCUCCUAGCUGUCCAGGGCGCCUCCGGCGGGCCGGGCGGCCACCUCCCUCCUUUUCUCUCUGGCUGCCUCCUCCUCCCCUCUCCUCCCCUCCUUCCCCCUUCACCCCCAACCCCUGCCCUGGACUCUGCAAACAUGAGGGGCUUGGCCUGCCUCCUUGCAAUACUGGUGGGGACCCAGGCUGUUGAGCGACUCCGCCUCGCUGAUGGUCCCCAUGGCUGUGCCGGCCGCCUGGAGGUCUGGUACAGCGGCCGUUGGGGCACCGUGUGUGACGACGGAUGGGACCUCCGGGACGCUGCAGUGGCCUGCCGUGUGUUGGGCUGCGGAGGGGCGCUGGCCGCCCCCGGGGGUGCCUUCUUCGGGGAGGGCACUGGGCCCGUGUGGCUCAGUGAGCUGGCCUGCCGGGGCAGUGAGGGACAGCUGGGCACCUGUCCCCACCGGGGCUGGAAGGCCCAUAUCUGCUCUCAUGAGGAGGACGCAGGCGUCGUCUGUGUAGGUCAGCGUGCAGCUAACUCUAGAGAAGAUUCAACAUCCCUACUGGAUGGGGAUCCGUGGCUGCCACUGUCCGGGGAGCUGAGCCCUAGCUCAGAGGAGCCCCCUGUGACUCAUGCCCCCCAACCAGCAGCAAGCUCCCAGAAUGGCCCUCGCAAGAAGAAUCCCAGGCCACCCAAGCAGGCCAAGUCCACCCGGGCCCCUGUACUGACAAAUGGAGCUCCCCGCCAAGAGCGGCUGCGCCUGGUCUCAGGUCCCCACGGAUGUGCCGGCCGCCUGGAAGUCUGGCACGGUGGACGCUGGGGCACCGUGUGUGAUGAUGGAUGGGACCUCCGAGAUGCAGCUGUGGCUUGUCGGGAGCUGGGAUGUGGGGGGGCGCUGGCCGCCCCUGGGGGUGCCAGGUUCGGACCUGGCUCAGGACCCGUGUGGAUGGAUGACGUAGGGUGUGGAGGAGGAGAGCAGGCUCUCCGGGACUGCCCCAGAAGCCCCUGGGGCCGGAGCAACUGUGACCAUACUGAGGAUGCGGGGCUGGUCUGCACUGGUCCUGCACCCAGGCUGCGCCUCGCUGAUGGUCCCCACGGCUGCGCUGGCCGCCUGGAGGUUUGGCACGGUGGACGCUGGGGGUCGGUGUGUGACGACGCUUGGGAUCUUCGCGAUGCUGCUGUGGCCUGCAGGGAGCUGGGCUGUGGGGGCGCGCUGGCCGCCCCAGGGGGGGCCUUCUUCGGGGAGGGGGCUGGACCCAUCGUCCUGGAUGAUCUCAGAUGUCGGGGGAAUGAGACAGCCUUGCGAUUCUGCCCUGCGAGGCCCUGGGGCCAACAUGACUGUCAUCAUCGGGAGGAUGCUGGGGCCGUGUGUGAUGGCAUGCCUCUCGGUGCUGUGCAGCCCACAGCCCCCGCAGUGGACAGCAACACCUCAGCACCCAGGCUUCUGUCUACCUCCGUGGGCCAGACCCCAGGCCCAGCAGGCAGCUGGACUCCGCCUGCUUCUCCCACUGCCCCCCCAGAGCCUGGUCCCGAAGCUGGGUCCCCCCAGUUGCGCCUGGUGGCUGGACCCAGCAGGUGCUCUGGCCGGCUGGAGGUAUGGCAUGACGGACGCUGGGGGACGGUUUGUGACGACAGCUGGGACAUGAGAGACUCCGCUGUGGUCUGCCGGGAGCUGGGCUGCGGGGGACCUCGGCAACCAGACCCUGCAGCAGGCCGUUUCGGCUGGGGCGCCGGCCCCAUCUGGCUGGAUGAUGUAGGCUGUGUGGGGACCGAGGCUUCGCUCUCAGAAUGCCCAGCUGCUGCCUGGGGGAAGCACAAUUGCGCCCACAAUGAGGAUGUCGGGGUUACCUGCACUGGGACCCCUGGCCUGGAUACCAUCUCAGACCCCUUAAGCUGGAGCUGGCUCCCUGGGCUGGGUAGAGAUCAGGAUGCCUGGCUUCCAGGAGAGCUGGCCACCAAGGCCUCUGCCAGCCUCACCUCCAGUGUGCUAGAGAAAACCACAAAGGCUCCAGGGAAAGCACCCAAGAGCACCAAGAAGUGGGUGCCUAAAAAUGCAAAAAGACCAACCACCCAACCCCCUGGGAUACCCACCACUAAACGCUCCAGGGUCCCAGGCACCUCGAGCACCCUAAAUCUAACCCCACGUACCUCUGAGUUACCCGAAAGACUGACCACGGAGGCUCCCCACAGACAGACGUCACAUACCACCACAAAGGCGACUCCCAGGGUCCCCUGGGAGUGGACCUCAGGGACUGUAGCAUCACUGUCUACUCAAGGCCCCCAAGAAGUGACCUCUGAGGCCACCAUCACACAAAUCCCUCAGGCCUCCUUGGAGCCAUCAGGUGAGAGCCCAGAAGGUUCUCUGGAGUCAUCCCGAGAUCCAGCCCCCUCCCCAUCUCCUGGAGUCUCCGUGCCACCAGGUCCCUUCCGGGUUCGUCUGGCCGAUGGGCCCAACAGGUGUGCUGGCCGGCUGGAGGUGUGGCAUGCUGGACAGUGGGGGACAGUCUGUGACGACAGCUGGGACCUUCGGGACGCCACAGUCGCCUGCUGGGAACUGGGCUGUGGAAAGGUCCGGCCCCGAGUAGGCAAAACCCACUACGGCCCUGGGACCGGGCCCAUCUGGUUGGAUGACAUGGGCUGUAAGGGUAGUGAGACCUCACUGAUCGACUGCCCCUCGGGCACAUGGGGGAAGCACAAUUGUGACCACGAGGAAGACGUGGUACUCACCUGCACCGGCUACACAGAUGACGAUGAUUACCCCUCCUGGACCUGGGACCCCACUUCAGGAGAGGACCUGACCAAAGGGACCACUGUGGCAGCAUGGCCUGGACAGACUCUCUCCUGGGCUACCACCAGGAACCCCGAAGUCCCCUCUUCAGGAACACAGAGGCUUACGGACACAGAUGACCAGGGUCGUUAUGAGCUCUCCUGGACACGGGAUACGCCUGCACGAAGGGGUCUGUCGCACCUCCACAAAGGGACCCCCACCACAAGCCAACCCAGACCUCCUGUCACCAGCGGCACCGGCAAGAGUCCAGGCCACCCCUUUCCGGCUCCGAGAGCCCGUGGAGACACAGGUUCCCCAAGGAAGCCAAAACCCGAGCGCAGGCUGCUGCGGCCCACCCCGGCCAGGACAGCACCCGCCACCUCAUCCCCAGCUUCUGGCUCACGGCUGACCUCUGGCUCCUGGCCACUGCUCAUCCCUGACUCGGCCUCCCAGCCGGGGAGGCCCACAGACCCUCCCAAAACAUCUCCACCCACCCCAGGAAUGCCCUCCCUGACGGUCUCCGACUCCACCUCCUCCAGUUCUGCGGCCAGUUUGCCUCCAACUCCGAGCCCAGAGCACUCCCGCAGCCCCGCACCCGCCUCCCCUGAAGGGCUAACCUCUGACUCCUCUGCGCUCUCAGAAGUGACCAGCCUUCCCCCUACCUCAGAGCUGUCUCCAGAAUCCGACACAACCCCAGACGUGGGCACAACACCCGAAGUAGACCCCGAGAGUUCUGACUCCUCAGACCUCCCCGUGAGCCCCAGGACCCCCACAUUCACAGCCCCUCACCCCACCACCACCUUUAACCCCACCACCGUCCCUCACCCCACCACCGCCCCUCACCCCACCACCGCCCCUCACCCCACCACAACUUCUCACCCUACCAUGACCCCUCAGCAUACCACAAACCCUCAGCUUCCCAGGACCCCUCACCCCACCGCCACGCCCCAACCUCCCACCAACCCCCAUAUUUCCUCAGCCCCUGCCACCCCUACAAACUCCCUUCCAUCCUCCCUGGAGACAGAAUUUCCCUCUCUCCCUCCAGAACCCAAGGUCAAGCCUAGCCUCCGCCCAGAGCUGACCUUGGUGGGAGCCCCUCCCACGGUCACAUCCCCGCUGCAGAACCCGGAGCCCUCUCCAGCCUCCGAGUCUGACCCCUCCAGGCCCUCUCCGGCCCCAAGCCUGGACCCACUAUCCACGGAGGUCUCCAAACCACCCAGCAGCCAGAGCCCCAGAUUAACCUCUCCACCUAUCCAGACCCCACACUCAACUUCAGACCCCACUGUGACCCCCGACCUUCACCUCUCCUCUAUGGCCCACCCGUUGGACCAACCUCCCCCUGACCACCUCACUCAAGGGCCAAGCCCUAAUCCCAACCCAGGUCCCCUUGGGCCAUGUGUGCCCCCAGAACCACCCGUAAGGGUCAUGGCCUGCGAGCCACCUGCCUUGGUGGAGCUGGUGGCCGCGGUGAGGGAGGUGGGUGACCAGCUGCAGAGGUUGACUCAGGUCCUGGAACAAGACCGGCAGGACCGUCGAGUCCUGGGGCUGGGCCUAGUCCAGUUGGUGGAGGCUGCUCAGGGCCUGGGGCAGCUGAGCGAGACUGUGAAGAGACUCGCAGAGGUGGCCUGGCCCCCCAGCACGCCUGUGCCCACCACCCCCACCACCACGGAGGAGGAGAGGCCUCUGAGGGGAGACGUGUGACCCAUUCUGAAACUCCGGGUGCUUAAGAUCCUCUCAAACAAACACGAGAAAACCAAAGUAUUCUACCAACAGAGCGUGGGUGUUGUUACUGGGGAAUUGGGGGGGACCCUGGAGGGACAGAGUCACAAUGCUGGCCCUAACUGGUCAACGCCACACGUGCUACGGUAAUGGUGAUGGUGAUGGUGCCGAACGUGAAGGCAAUAACUGUGGUGACGGUGUGGGUGAUGAUGGGGUGAUGGUGGCGUUGAUAGUGAUCACAGUGGGUGGGGGUGACACCGUGGUGCUUAUGAUGAUGGUCACGGUAGUGAUGGUGUUGGUGGUAAUAAAGGUGAUGAUGAUGGUAAUGGUGCAAUGUGAGUGACCGUGAGUGUGUGGAUGGUGUAGUGAUGAAGGUGGUGAUGGUGUGUUGGUGGUGGGGGUGGCGUUAAUUGUGAAGGUCACGGCGAUGGUGAUGAUGGUGAAGGUAAUCAGAUGGUGACUCUGAGAUGGUGGCGAUAAUAUGAUGAUGGUGUUGAGGAUAUCGGUGGCGGUGACGGGGAAGGGUAUGGUAAUGGUGGCUAUGGAUAAUGAAGGUGUUGGACGGUAGUGAUGGGUGAUGGAAGGUGGCGCGGUGAUGGGAGGUGGCGAUGAGUGAUGACGUUAAUCGUGCAGGCAUGGCGAUGGCAUUGAUAUGCUAGCCAUGCUGGUGAUCGCCUUGAUCGUGCUCG
Messenger RNA from Peromyscus californicus insignis, 5204 nucleotides. It is a transcript of the gene Ssc5d, whose product is annotated as scavenger receptor cysteine rich family member with 5 domains. Gene Ontology annotation, cellular component: membrane. Lineage: Eukaryota; Metazoa; Chordata; Mammalia; Rodentia; Cricetidae. The record is from RefSeq and is a predicted model, not a curated record. The transcript has 14 exons. The coding region runs from base 190 to 4497 and encodes 1435 amino acids.